UUCACAUCUGUUCAGAGCUUAGUCCAGGCGCCAAAGAAAACUAAAAGUCUCCGCCGUAAUUUUUAGGUGGUCAGUUGCCGUCGCCGUUAAUCUUUGUCUGCGCAGGUCUCCACAUCUGUUUCAUUUUACAAAAUUUGGCGCAAUCAGUUUGUUUAUUUCACAAUAAUUCGCAAAAUAAUUGCAAUAAAUUAUCUCCAAUAAUGUCCGGAACAUUUGAACCACGCACCCUCAUCAAUGGCAAUAUGUUAAGAACCCAUUUGGGUCAAAAUAUAAGCAUUAUGUUAUGUGUGGAAGAUGAGGCUGGCACAAAUUUAACUGGAAUCUCUACGGAUGACCAAAAAAUUACUGUGAGUUUGUCCGAUUCGGUGGGAGCGGCUAAAGGUGAUUGGAUAGAAGUCAUAGGAAAAGCAGCUGGUCCCUCGGCAAUACGAGCUAGUGAGGCCAUUUUAUUUGGUGGAGAGAAUGUGGAUUUCGAUAAAGAAGGCUACAAUAUGAUGGUUUCAUUUAUGAACAACUGUAAAGAAAUUUAUCGUCAUGGUUAAUUUUGUUAAUAAAUUUAAUAAUAAGUUUUAUUUGGAUUGUUUUCAGGAAAAACACUCUUCACCACAAAACUCUCUUGCUCUCUGCACACACAUUGCUGAGCUUCGUGGAGCAUUAAGCUUACCCUUUUCGCUAUACUUUAUUAUUGAUGGAAUAGAAAUAAGUGUACAAUAGACAUCCUGAUGAGUAUUGUGGCUGCUGUUCGUGCGUUGUGGUCGUUUGACGAAUUUGGUGUGCUGCGGUAAAAAAUAUUUGCUACUACUACCACAUACUACAACUAUUACUACUACUACUGCUGCUGCUGCUGGUGCUGUUGUGGAAAAAAAGUGUUGCUAGCUCAUUAAAGUAAUGAUUUUUCUACAUUAUAAUGAAAAAAUAUGAAUAAAAUAAAAAUGAAAUGAAAAA
This is a messenger RNA of Lucilia sericata (common green bottle fly), 945 nucleotides long. It is a transcript of the gene RPA3, whose product is annotated as replication protein A 14 kDa subunit A. The transcript has 3 exons. Gene Ontology annotation, cellular component: site of double-strand break; DNA replication factor A complex; nucleus. Gene Ontology annotation, molecular function: single-stranded DNA binding; damaged DNA binding. Gene Ontology annotation, biological process: mismatch repair; nucleotide-excision repair; DNA replication. Lineage: Eukaryota; Metazoa; Arthropoda; Insecta; Diptera; Calliphoridae. The coding region runs from base 201 to 542 and encodes 113 amino acids. The record is from RefSeq and is a predicted model, not a curated record.